AUGGACUCUGCUGGUAAGAUCGGCCAUCAUACCAUGACAGCUGACAUGUCAGAAGCUGGGGGAUUGUCUCUGGAACCUCUAGUCACUUGCAAGCUAUGUCUCUGUGAACAUUCUCUUGAUAAGAUGACUGCUCUUCAAGAAUGCAGCUGCAUCUUCUGUACAGCGUGCCUAAAGCAGUAUAUGCAGCUGGCAAUUCGAGAAGGCUGUGGUUCUCCCAUCACUUGUCCAGACAUGGUGUGCUUGAACCAUGGGACCCUACAAGAACCAGAGAUUGCCUCUUUGGUACCUGUUGAUCAGUUUCAGUUAUACCAGCGACUGAAAUUUGAACGAGAAGUCCACUUGGACCCAUGCAGAACAUGGUGCCCUGCUGCUGACUGCCAGACCAUGUGCCAUGUUGAACUGAGUGACUCAGGACAACCAGUGCCUGUGGAAUGCCCAGCUUGUCAUCUGAAAUUCUGUUCAUCCUGCAAAGAAGUAUGGCACCCAGAGCGCUUGUGCCAGGAAAACCAACCCAUUGUAAUACCAACUGAGCAGGGAGCACUUACCAGGAUUGACACAGAGGCUCCAAUUAAACAGUGCCCAGUGUGCCGGAUCUAUAUUGAACGAAAUGAAGGCUGCGCUCAAAUGAUGUGUAAGAACUGCAAGCAUACAUUUUGCUGGUACUGCCUACAGAACUUGGAUAAUGAUAUCUUCUUAAGACAUUAUGACAAAGGCCCCUGCAGAAACAAACUGGGCCAUUCUCGAGCCUCGGUUAUGUGGAACAGAACACAGGUUGUGGGGAUCCUGGUGGGACUGGGUAUCAUAGCACUGGUGACUUCUCCCUUGCUGCUUGUGGCAUCUCCAUGCAUCAUCUGCUGUGUCUGCAAAUCCUGCAGGGGCAAAAAGAAAAAGCAUGACCCACCGACAACCUAA
Molecule: messenger RNA, 912 nt
Organism: Emys orbicularis (European pond turtle)
Lineage: Eukaryota; Metazoa; Chordata; Testudines; Emydidae
Gene: RNF144B
Product: ring finger protein 144B
Exons: 7
Coding region: 1-912 (303 amino acids)
Biological process (GO): positive regulation of proteasomal ubiquitin-dependent protein catabolic process; ubiquitin-dependent protein catabolic process; protein polyubiquitination
Cellular component (GO): mitochondrial membrane; ubiquitin ligase complex; cytoplasm
Molecular function (GO): zinc ion binding; ubiquitin conjugating enzyme binding; ubiquitin protein ligase activity
Source: RefSeq, a predicted model, not a curated record